Messenger RNA from Porites lobata, 35890 nucleotides. The record is from the annotation of a GenBank genome assembly. Lineage: Eukaryota; Metazoa; Cnidaria; Anthozoa; Scleractinia; Poritidae.
GACUGCGAGCUGGAUUUAUGUCUCGUUCUCGACAAAACGAAGAGCGUAGGAAGGGAAAAUUAUAACACCAUGUUGGAAGCAGUUCGUACACUUAUAUCCAAGUUCAAUGUUGGCCCCAGGAAAACACGUUUUUCAAUAGUCACAUAUGAUAAGAAAGCUCAGGUUCGGGUCAGCUUUAAGGAAACAGCGAAACAAAACAAGAAUGCUUUAAACAACCUUUUGGACUCGAUGAAGGCUCAAGACAGGUUAGGUAAUCCAACCCGUACUGAUUUGGCACUGGAGACGGUCAGUAACGAAGUAUUUACUACCGCAAACGGAGACAGGCCCAAUGCUCCUAAUGUAAUGAUUGUGUUUACCGACGGUGCAACGCACAAAAGUUCCAAGCCUUACAGCAAGGUUCUUCCCCCACUGGUGGUGAGUACACGUAUACUUAGCUCUUUACUACAUCAUAUUAUCGCAAAUCCUUCUUUUAUGUUUCUGCCGGUCUACUCACCUUUUCGUAGGUUUUUCUUUGAAAGCAAUAUAAACGGCUCAAGACGGCUUUGGAGUUUUGAUAGAGGCAAGGACGUUUUAAAGGAUAAAUUCUGAGUUAUCAUAAUUUUGUUAUCAACGCUUGACUUGUCUUAAACAUUCAAUACAUACAGUACACUCGAGUGCGUAAAAUUCGAACCACAUAUGAUCAAAUCACCAAUAGCUGAUUGAAAUCUAAUUGUGAAAGGGAGGGGGCAAUCCCGUGCAAAAGGAAGAGGAUGCUAUGAUAAUAAUAAUAAUAAUAAUAAUAAUAAUAAUAAUUAAUAAAGACUUUAUUAAUCCGUGAAAAUGCCUAGCUUACAAGAAGUGUAAACUAUUUGUGGACACCUAAAAAAAACUACCUAGUCAAACAAACUAAAAUAAACAAACUCGGAAACCCUACCCGCGCCCUCUAUAUUCCUAAAUAACCCUAAUUUUGUAAUUUCUUCGUAGUUAAGUUCAAAAUAUUUUAAUUAGUAAUUAGCUAACAUUGUAAUUAGUAUUAGAUUAAGUGUUGUAAAUAGUUAUUGUAAAGCAUUGUUCCUGAAAAGCCCCUCUGUAACCUGCGGAAACACCCGUUUCUCGUCGCUCUUCGCCGCUGGGGCCGUUUUGCGCGGAGGAACGUCUGCGACUCAGCGGCAGAAAUUCCAUACUGAUGACGCAAAUCAAUGUUUACAUAAUAAAUCCGGUAGUCACAGGGUUGCAAAUAUAAAUUUGUCCAAUUUUGCGAGUCUUCUGGACAAUUUUGGUAAAGUGUUAUGUUCAUCUGCCAACGAACUCUAGCAAAACUCAAAUGUUUGUUCUAGAGAAGACUAUAUUCCAUAGAUAUUGACUGUUUUGUUAGCGAUUCUUCGCGUUUACAUUUGACCUUUGUGGCCUUUUGUCUUUUGUCUGUCAUUCGCGAACAAUAGCUUAAACAAUGUAACCUCUCCGUCGACCAAUCAGCGCUUCUGACCGGAUUCCGGACAGAUUUUACGUCAUCAGUAUGGAAUUUCUGUCGCUGAGUCGCAGACGUUUCUCCGCGCGAAACGUCCCUGCGGCGAAGAGCGAGGAGAAACGGAUGUUUUCGCAGGCUAGCCCCUUUGGGGAGGUAACAAUAAAGUAUGUAUGUAUGUAUGUCCUAGAGGAGACCAAUUUUACUCCUCACCAUGAAAACUUCUGUAAUGAAAUUUCUCAAUUUUCAUGGAAAGCGAACUUGCAAAUCAGUUUAUCAUAUUAUAUUGUUUAAAGGCGUACUUUAAAGGGAUCAAUGCGGGAUAUUCGCUUAUUUGCCCCAAUCAAACUUGAGCAAAACCACGUAAGGUUCUAAAUUGGGAAAAUGAAAAUCUUUUCUAUCGUCAGUACAAUAAACUAUAUUUUGUAACUGAUAUUCAGGCUAAGGGCGUCCAUCGUAUUGCUGUUGGAAUCGGGAAAAAGAUUAAAUCAGACGAACUUGAGACUAUUGCAGGGAGCCCUGAUCGUGUGGUAACGGCUAAAAGUUUUGAUAAGCUUAAAAAAGAGCUGGACGAAAUACGUGAAAAAAGUUGCCGUAAGUACUCUAUAAAUUUCUCUUUAAUGAGUAACUGUUCCUAUCAUGUUUUUUCCUUAUUUUCGGCAGGUUACGGACAGUGUAUCCUGUUAAAACUGAGAAAAAAUGUUAGCUUUAAGUGCUCAUUACUUAAAAACGAGUUCGAGAAACCAAAUUUUAAUUUCAAAUAUAUAUUUUUGUUUAAAAAAUGUUGUUACUAGUUCAUAUCUACUCCUACAAAUACCCCGCUAGGACGAUUUCGGGAGAGAAACGACUUCGUUUUGGCUUUAAAAAUUCCACAGUGAUCAUGACGUAAAGUAAUGUAAACAUAACUAACUGUUUGGUUUGAGUUCAAGUCCUUCUGUAAAAAAAUAUGGCUUAUGCUCGGGUUCUUAAUUAAUACUUUUGGUUAAGGAAAUAUUUUCCUAGGAAAUGAGCGUAUCUUGUAGAUCAGGCAGAUUGUUUUCAUUUGUCUGUAAGGUUUAAAAGUUUUUUUAAAGAACAUAAUUACGCUGUCAACCAAUCAGAGUUCCUUAACAGAUUCUGAAAGUGCAGCAAUGUAAUGUGAGCAAGCUAGCUUACAGAUGCUUUUUUUAAUUGUGAUGAAAAUAAGGUAGCUCGAAUUUCUCAAACAUGGCGAAAAUUUGAAUGUGAGACGUACUUAUUGAUGUUCGCUGAUGAAAAAGAAAUCUCUACCAAGCUCUUUGUAGAGGGUCUUCUUGAUAUUACAUGCUUAGACUAAUGAGAGCAAAAACAAGGUACAUACGGGUAGAAAAUUGGUGACCUGUGUCUUAUUUCUCGUGUCUUUUUUUUAAAAAUUUAUUAAGGGGUAAAUGGAAACUAACGUAAACACUUUUAAAACUUUUUAUUUUAUUCUUACAAGGAAUUGACGGCGGUUAUACUGAAUGGAGUAAAUGGUCAGAAUGUUCUGCUACCUGCGGCGGAGGUGUGAGAUCGCGUACUAGGACAUGUACUAAUCCGUCUCCGAAAAACGGCGGAAAAACUUGCUUAGAGCAAGACCUUGGGCCUGCUAAGGAGACAGAGAAGUGCAACACUGAUCCUUGCGGUAUGUUUUGUUGCAUUUAUAAAGGUUUGGCCUGCAUAACAGGUGGCAGGGUGGAUGAGGCAUGGCCGGCCAUUCUGCCGCGCCCAAUGUCCACACCCCCACUCCUCCUCUCCUCCUCUCCCACAAGCAUUUGAGAUUAAUGACUACCAAGUUUGGAGAGUGACAAUGUUGUUACUUUACAUUAGCAUCUUUUAGGGCCUGCACUGUUUCGGUUCACGUGCAUUAACAGUCAAUUCCAAAUGAAAUAUUUAUCCUCAGCAGAAGCUACCAAAGGAGUGAGCAACAUCGGGUGAUUUAGGACUAGAAUUAUAAGAGUGUUUCAUCUACGAAAUUUUUGCAAAAGGGCAAAGGGUAUUAACUUACUUUACUUCCUACAAAAUUUGAGUAUAAAUAAGGGCAAAUGGUCUGCUUAUCUGGCCAGAGUUUCUGUGUGCGAGUGUUUUUGUUUACGACAAUUUCCUCACGAGGGAAGGAUUCGCCGUUGAAAGUGCUCCCACGCUCACAUCCCCAGCUAUCAACGAUCAGGCUAGAAGUUUAAGAGUUGAGGUGUAAUAGAUAACAAUUUGUUUACGAGACAGGUAUCGAUGGAGGAUAUUCUGGGUGGAGUAGUUGGUCGAAAUGUUCAGCUUCUUGUGGGGGUGGUGUAAGUUGGAGCCACAGAACAUGCACCAGCCCACGACCAAGCGGGGACGGAAAAACAUGCAAGGAACAAAGCCUUGGACCUGAUAAGAAGUCAAAAGAAUGCAACACUCAGAAAUGCGGUAACAUGUUAUUCCUUUGUUACCCAAAAUAAAUACUACAUUAUAUAUUUUUAUUUUUGAAUCUGAAUGGGAAUACUUGCGAUGAGAUAAAAACGUCUGAGAUGAAAUUUCGGAGUGCUCUGGUCUUUUUUGAAUACUUUCCCCGGUUCAUUAACGGCCUGUUAAACUGGGCAUUUAUUAGCAAAUGCGUCCAAUGUUCACACCCCCACUCCCCCUCUCCUAAUCCCCCUUUGGGAAUAUCUGCCAGACAGGGAGCAAGCAUUUGAGAUUAAUGACUACCAGGUUUGGAGAAUGACAAUGUUGUUACUUUACAUUAGCAUUUUAGGGCCUGCACUGUUUCGGUUCACGUGCAUUAACAAUCAAUUCCAAAUGAAACGUUUAUCCUCAGCAGAAGCUACCAAAGGAGUGAGCAACAUCGGGUGAUUUAGUACUAGAAUUAUAAGAGUGUUUCAUCUACGAAAUUUUUGCAAAAGGGCAAAGGGUAUUAACUUACUUUACUUCCUACAGAAUUUGAGUAUAAAUAAGGGCAAAUGGUCUGCUUAUCUGGCCAGAGUUUCUGUGUGCGAGCGUUUUUUUUUACGGCAAUUUCCUCACGAGGGAAGGAUUCGCCUUGAAAGUACUCCCACGCUCACAUCCCCAGCUAUCAACGAUCAGGCUAGAAGUUUAAGAGUUGAGGUGUAAUAGGUAACAAUUUGUUUAUGAGACAGGUAUCGGUGAAGGAUAUUCUGGGUGGAGUAGUUGGUCGAAAUGUUCAGCUUCUUGUGGGGGUGGUGUAAGUUGGAGCCACAGAACAUGCACCAGCCCACGACCAAGCGGGGACGGAAAAACAUGCAAGGAACAAAGCCUUGGACCUGAUAAGAAGUCAAAAGAAUGCAACACUCAGAAAUGCGGUAACAUGUUAUUCCUUUGUUACCCAAAAUAAAUACUACAUUAUAUAUUUUUAUUUUUGAAUCUGAAUGGGAAUACUUGCGAUGAGAUAAAAACGUCUGAGAUGAAAUUUCGGAGUGCUCUGGUCUUUUUUGAAUACUUUCCCCGGUGCAUUAACGGCCUAUGAAACUGGGCAUUUAUUAGCAAAUGCGUCCAAUGUUCACACCCCCACUCCCCCUCCCCUAAUCCCCCUUUGGGAAUGUCUGCCAGACAGGGAACAAGCAUUUGAGAUUAAUGACUACCAGGUUUGGAGAAUGACAAUGUUGUUACUUUACAUUAGCAUUUUAGGGCCUGCACUGUUUCGGUUCACGUGCAUUAACAAUCAAUUCCAAAUGAAAUAUUUAUCCUCAGCGGAAGCUACCAAAGGAGUGAGCAACAUCGGGUGAUUUAGGACUAGAAUUAUAAGAGUUUCAUCUACGAAAUUUUUGCAAAAGGGCAAAGGGUAUUAACUUACUUUACUUCCUACAAAAUUUGAGUAUAAAUAAGGGCAAAUGGUCUGCUUAUCUGGCCAGAGUUUCUGUGUGCGAGCGUUUUUUUUUUACGGCAAUUUCCUCACGAGGGAAGGAUUCGCCUUGAAAGUACUCCCACGCUCACAUCCCCAGCUAUCAACGAUCAGGCUAGAAGUUUAAGAGUUGAGGUGUAAUAGGUAACAAUUUGUUUAUGAGACAGGUAUCGGUGAAGGAUAUUCUGGGUGGAGUAGUUGGUCGAAAUGUUCAGCUUCUUGUGGGGGUGGUGUAAGUUGGAGCCACAGAACAUGCACCAGCCCACGACCAAGCGGGGACGGAAAAACAUGCAAGGAACAAAGCCUUGGACCUGAUAAGAAGUCAAAAGAAUGCAACACUCAGAAAUGCGGUAACAUGUUACUCCUUUGUUACCCAAAAUAAAUACUACAUUAUAUAUUUUUAUUUUUGAAUCUGAAUGAGAAUACUUGCGAUGAGAUAAAAACAGGUGAGAUGAAAUUUCGGAGUGCUCUGGUCUUUUUUGAAUACUUUCCCCGGUGCAUUAACGGCCUGUUAAACUGGGCAUUUAUUAGCAGAUGCUACCAAAGAUCGGAGGCAGGGGGUGGGGAAAAGUUUAUUUUCCUUUAAUACAAUAUUGGGGAGAAAGGAUUUAAGACUAGAAAAAGAAGAUUGUAUGUUCUGUAUUAUUUUCUGGAAAAAGUGCAAAGAGGGCCAACUUUGACUGAAAAGGUAUUAGCCUGCCUAUCUGGUUAGAUGUUUUGCUUUUGAGUGCUAGGCGCUUUUGUUUAUGAACGAUAAUUUCCUGGCGGGGAGGAUCCGCCGUUUAAAGUACCCCCACGCUCGGAUACCAACCUCCACCAAUUCGGAUAAAAGGUCUAAGCUUUGAGGAUUGUCUGUCUUUUGUCUUUUUGUCUUUCUGUCUGUGACAGGUGUCGAUGGGGGAUAUUCUGAGUGGAGUAGUUGGUCGAAAUGUUCAGCUACUUGUGGGGGUGGAGUUAGUUGGAGUCACAGAACGUGUACCAAGCCAUCACCAAGCGGGGACGGAAAAACGUGCAAGGAACAAAACCUUGGACCUGACAAGAAGUCAAAAGAAUGCAACACUCAGAAAUGCGGUAAAAUGAUAUUCCACUACUAUGUGAAGUAUUUCAUUACAUAUUUUUUAUUUUGAAUCCCAAUGAGAAACUCUGCGAUGCCAUGAACAAAUCUGUGAUGAGAACGACAAUAUCUUUGUCAGAGUGUCCUGGUCUAUUUGGAAUUCUUUCCCCGCUGUAUUGACGGUCUUUUCAACUGAAACAUUCAUUAUCAAAAGCUACUUAAGAGGCAGGAGCGGACAAAAAACUAUUCUGUCUUGAAUACAGCAUUAAGUAGAAUUGAUUUCAGACUAGAAUUACAAGAGGGACGAACUUAAAAGUAAUUAUAUUUGUUGUAAAGGAGGAAGAUUAUCAACUGUUUUACAAAAUAAAAAGAUCUCUCAAAAUGUUUAAAUCUUAAUCUGAUUGUUAAUUCUGCGGGUAUGCAGGUUGGGUUUGUAACAGGAAAGUUAGAAUUUAAUUUUUAUUUAAUUUGUGUCUUACUGUUCAUAUCAGGUAUAGAUGGCAACUGGUCUCCAUGGAGUAGUCCUGGACCCUGUGAUAAGACUUGUGGAGGCGGUAUGCAAGUAAGGAAGAGAACCUGUACAAAUCCACCACCUUCAGGUGAUGGCAAAAAAUGUGGAGGACCAAGCACAAAAACGGAGAGCUGUAACACACAAGAAUGUAAGGAAAAUACGGUAAAAGACGCAAUUUUUGCGUCUUUGACAGCGAUAAUCUUCCCGAGUCAUUUAAUUCUUCAUUUUGCGGUUCAAAUAUAUAAAAUGUAUCAUCUAUCAAAGAUGACGUUUGUAACUCGAAUAUUUAAGCGAUUAUGUGGCUGUUCAAAAGACUUUUUCAAUUUUUAUUGAUGAUCAGUAACUUAACAUUAACUUCAUCAUACCCUUUCUUGUUCUUUAAGGUCCCCCUCCCCCACCCCGUCCCUGUAGGGAACAUUUAGAUGUUGGCGUGAUUAUAGACUCGUCAAAUAGUAUCAAACCAUACGAUUAUGCAAAGGCUCGCAGGUUCCUACAAAGCCUUGCUCGCAGACUGCAGGUAUCAGAGGCUGGUUCACAUAUGGCGCUGAUUUUAUACAGCUGGGAGGCGCAUACCUAUCACAGGCUAGUAUUUUCUUUUGUAAUACUUUUGCAAAUUUAAGAAAUGGUAAACGUGCAGCGUGCAACCAUGGAGUUAUGGAUGCACGCGGGAGGUUGCUAAGCACGAAAGAAGCGUAAGAGUCGCACGAGGCGAUAGCCGAGUGCGACUCUAGCUUCUUGAGUGCUUAGCAAACCUCCCAAGUGCAUCCAUAACUCCAUGGUUGCACAGCUGCAACGUUUACCAUUUCUUUUAUAACAUAAUCAAAAGAGAAAAACAUUAUUUUCCAUUUGCCUUCGGUUGAGUCAUCGGUACGAGUUCAAGUAUGCUGCCACCUGCCCGCGCGUAAACAAAUCAUGUUCUAUGUUUUUCAAAAACUUGCCUUUCAGUUUUUCUUUCGCUGAAUCAACCGUUCUCCGUCUUCAGUUAAAUUGCAAAACGUUUUUCGUUGUUAUUCUGAAUGGCAUCUGUCUACUUGCUCUUAAUAUUAGGGUAAAAACUUUGCGGGAAAACUAUAGCUGCAACUAUAAACACCAACUAAAAAGACUCUAAAAAACAAGCUAAAACUAAAUAAAUGAAAUAAUCAUCAAUCUUAUUUAUGUGACAAUUUUUGAAAUAAACGCAAAGUAGAAAUGAGAAAAUUUGAAGGUAAUUCCUUUAGAAUAACAGGUAACACUAAUUUUAAAAAGAAAUUAACAGCUUUGUAUCGAAAUCUGUGUGGGGAAAUCCAGCUAUGAAAGUCAAAAUUAAAACUGAAAUUCGCCGACUCCCAGCGGCGCUGAAGCUGUUGUUUUUCGACCGUUCUCUGAACGACUGUUAUGAAUGAACACCGAGGAACAAAAUAAUACACACAGAAGUCAUUUUUUGAAAAAUUUAUUUGAAAACCCAAAUAACGCGUUCCAAACUAAAAUGGGUUUUUCCAAAACCAGUAUUUUCCGUUGAGAAAGUGAAUAUUCCUCGGAGCCUAUACGCUGUUCAUUGAAAAUCUUAUCAUUCCUAACAACAACGAAACCGGUUCAGUAAAGAAAGCCUUUAUUUGACCGUCACAAUUUGGCAGUCAGUUAAACAUGCCAGUAAAACUUCUGAAUAUGCUGACCCUAAGAAAACUUGAUCUCACCGCAUGCAGAAUGAAAAUCUGCUAAAACUGAACUACAUCGGCAGCGACUAUUUUCCCCCGAUGCAGAAAUUCUGUAUCCUGUGCAGUGGUUAAAAUAGGCCUAAAAUGUACUGAAUUCAGCUACCAUGCAGAAAUUCUGCACGCGGUAAAAUCCGUGAAAAUCUACAGAAACUGUACUACAUCAGCAGCGACUAUUUUCUCCCGAUGCAGAAAUUCCGCAUCAUGUUCAGUCGUUAAAAUAGGCCUAAAAUGUACUGAAUUCAGCUACCAUGCAGAAAUUCUGCACGCGGUAAAAUCCGUAAAAAUCUACAGAAACUGGACUACAUCAGCAGCGACUAUUUUCCCCGAUGCAGAAAUUCUGCAUCAUGUUCAGUCGUUAAAAUAGGCCUAAAAUGUACUGAAUUCAGCUACCAUGCAGAAAUUCUGCACGCGGUAAAAUCCGUAAAAAUCUACAGAAACUGGACUACAUCAGCAGCGACUAUUUUCCCCGAUGCAGAAAUUCUGCAUCAUGUUCAGUCGUUAAAAUAGGCCUAAAAUGUACUGAAUUCAGCUACCAUGCAGAAAUUCUGCACGCGGUAAAAUCCGUGAAAAUUACUUAAUUCAGCUACGGAUGCAGAAAUUCUGCACGCGGUAAAAUCCGUGAAAAUCUACAGAAACUGGACUACAUCAGCAGCGACUAUUUUCCUCCGAUGCAGAAACCAAGUUCAGUGGCUAAAACAGGCCUAAAAAAUGACUGAAUUCAGCUGCUGACAUCGCCAGAAACUAGACUAAAUAAGCAGUAUUCGUAAAAGACAUUGCCCAAUAGUUCAAAUAGACUUCAGUUUACUGGAAAUGGUGAUGCGAUUUUUUUUCUAAAUGCAUGGUUGCGUCGCCAGCGCAUGGUGAAAAUCACGGGUAGCCACCCUCGCGCACGUGAUACGAUGGCUACAGCUGAAAAUAACUAAAAAAUCGUUCAAAAUUUAAUGACUUGAUUCCCUGGCAUCAAAAUCACACGGGGUUUGUCAAUAACUAGUGCAGCGGCGACAAUUCUCGAAAACAUGGCAUCAUAACCGUAGCUGCGGCUAAAUAUUGAAUACUCCAUAAAAUUAAUCUAACCGCUAUUGCACCAUGCAUACAGUUGUUAGUUGAAACCAAAAAACCUUCAAAAUAUUAUAUAUCUACUUUUUUACUAAUGCAUGGUUGAAGUGAAAAAAAAGAUAAGCAAACGCAAUACUUAACAACCAGAUAGUUAGGUGUUUUCAAAGCCCAAUGCGGUUUGAGAAUACAGCCAGGUGUUAUCAACACAGAAUUGGAUGAGUGUCCCAUGAUAAGAUCAUUCAAAAUCUUCUCAGUUAUUUCUUUGUAACUGUUCAGUCUCGAAGAAAAUACUUGGUUUAACCAUUCAGAUAAAGCCUCUUCAGUAGAACUUUCACAUGGUGCUUUAUAGUGUUUAGUAUUUCACAAAAAAUGAAUUAGAUUUUUUCUCCUAUAUUUACAUGGGCACUGGGAGUGAAGGUUUUAACAGUGUGCAUCCUGGUGAUUAUGAAUUAUUUGUACUAUUCCUCAGUGAGGAAUACUUUUCCAUUAAGUGCCUUCUUGUAGUCACCUGCAGCUUCUUUGCUUCAGUAAGUUCAAAGGAGUGGAGAAUAAUACACUCCUUUGGAAGAACUUCUGUCCAAGGUUCCCUUGUUCUUGGAAGGCUUAAAGGUGACCACUUUCCUCUGUAUGUGCCUUUCCAGUAAUGGAUUUUGAAAUGAUCCUCACUGAUCUCUUUUAAAACACCAAUCACUGGCUCCUCUUCACAGUUUGAUAAGAAAACUGCUGCAUAUGUUUUCAAUUUGAAGCCCUUCGUAGAAAGAGUCAACACGUUCAACAGGAUUUUCUCUGUUGCUGGGGCAACAUACCUUCCAGUGUAAAUCUGAAAAAGGAUACAGUUUAAUCAGAAAAGGUUAAUUAAGGUUACCGUGUACGUUCAGAGGGAAAAAAAUCGAUUUUCGUUUUUUAAGUUGGAAAUAAACUUUGCAGCAAGAUCUUUCAAAAGAGUGAAUAUUUGCCGAGAAAUUGGGAUGUAAGCGAUUUCCACCGGAAGUUAAACUCCACUUUGAUUGACAGCAUAAGGUAAUCAUGCGGUCACGAUGGUUCACCGGUACUGGUGUUUCCGCCGCUCUUUCUGCUGAUGAUUUGUAGCCCGCCUUUGUCGCUUCGGCUUGGGCCCAACAGCUUUGCUUGAUGAGGUCUUUCCUCGUUUAGUUUUUUUCACGAUGAUUAUGUAUACAAAAUGCAAUAUCGACGGAAAAUAAAAACCGCAAAUAUCCAACAAAAUGGCGAAGGAAUUGAUUACUCUGUAACGGGAGUACGUGCAAAAUUGCGAGAAAAUCAUCACAGCAGGUAACCGGAAGAAAAAGGGCCUUGCGAAACAAUUGCCUAAUUUCCCGUAAAGGCGUUAGGGGGCGGUACUUGUUUCUGUAGCGAUAAUUUUUUUUGAGCGCUCUUUUCUCGAACUUUAAUUUUCGCUUCAAGGAGACACUUUCAAGAGUUACAACUCAACAACGAUUUGGCCGAUUUCGGUAAAAUUUGGCCAGAUGCUAGAAAGGUAUGUAAUCAACAGAGACGUGUCGGGGAAUUCGAUAAUUCUUAAAACUCUUUCCUUGACAGCCAUUUCCGUGCGUUCACUCCGCAUGUUUUUCUUGCAGUUUUCAAAAUGUUCCGUAACUUUUGAACGCAAUCGAAUUAAGGAAAACACUGACACGUUUUUUUUAACCUUUGAGAUGCUGACCGUGAGAAAAAAAAAAAAAACUUCCAAAAUGUAAAAAUCGCAUUGAGUUGGAACUGUAGAAAGACGAUCUGUGCCUUCAAGUUUAGACUACGCGGAAAACUUAGGAAUUUAUUUUCUUGAAAAAGCAAUGAAAUAUUUGAAUACCCAGUUCCAUAAGCUUUAAUUUGAUAUAGGGUUUUGGGUAUCUGUGAUGUAACCGAGAGGCGCUACACCCGUUAAACUGGAGCCACCCCUUAAGGUACACUGUAACCUUAAAGAACUGACGAACUCAGAUAUGAGAGAAUGUUUAACUUAAAGAGCUGCCAAGUCGUAACAUGUGAACCCUUAGAAAGUAGACUUAUAACAGAAAAUUCACCAACUCAGACAAUUUCAACUUGCCUGUUUUGUUGGCCGACAUUCCUUGUCCUGUAGAGCUUGCAGGUGUUCAGGGACAGAUUGAUCAACCGUAUAUGGCUUUAUUUUCUCUGCGAUCAGAAUAGCAUUCAAAGGCCACUCCCAUGCCUCUGGCACAGCAGCCAAAUUGUCUACGUUAUUCACCCACUCACUCCAAAAUGAGAACGCCUGUUCAGGGUAGUGAUCUCUGAACUUGUUAAGGUCACGCUUCAAACCUUCAACAUCAAUUCUGUCUAACACAGGUCUCACAAGACUUGGUUUGCCACCUGGAUGACUCUAGUGUAAGAACAAAGGUUUUACGAUGAACAAUUAACAGUGCAAUGCAUUAAUUAAAAGAUCACUUUAGUAUUAUGAUCUGUAAGAUGCAGACAAAUGAUAAAAGGUUGUAACUGCACCUUCAAAAUAAUCACAGGACCUUCCCAUGGCAUGUGCGAGUAGUUUCGAUAAAACAUUUGGCACUUCCCAGCAGCAUUUCUGACAAAUUUGAAGCACUUUGGCUGAGUAUGGUCAUGCAGUUGCUCUGCAUGAGGUGCCAGCCACUCUUUUAUGUUGUACACAGCAUCCAACAGAAAAGGAAGGACUUUGACAUUCUGUAUGCAAUUUUUCAUUGCCUCUUGCAUUUCUAUGGGAGAGAAGAAAAGAAAAUUGCAAAUGUUAUCUCAGUAAAUAGUAUUAAUAUUAAUAAAUAAUUAUAAUUGCAACAAUCUAUCUCUUAUUUCAUGUGAAUGGGUUAUUGGUAUUAUGUCCCAAGUGACUUAUGAUCUCAUAUGAAAUUAUCCCUUUAUUUACGAGCAUACACAAAGGUAACUGAAAGAUGAAUCCAGCAGUUUAUCUGAAAUUACUUGAUGCUUCAAUCCAGGCACCCCUUUGUUUAGUUCAAACAUGCGUGUAAGAACCUAGCGGUUUAAGAACCUGCUGGCAGAAAUUUCCCAUUUUAUACCCAAAAAUAUAAGAACCUGUUUAGCCAAGCAAAAUUUAUUAGGUUCUUAUACGUGACUUAUGGAAUAUUUUCAUAAGCAUUUUUCACUAUGAAGUAUAACUGAUUUUGAGAAAUAGGAAUACUUCAUGGGAAGUACGCGUACGGUUUAUAGUGUAUAAUUAUAAUUAUUUAGUCAGUCUUGCACACGGCUCAUGACAAGACAGUUAUAAAUAAAUGCUGUAUCAUAAAGGACCAAACCUACUUUUUCUGCUUGUACAUGAAUGGUUCCUACUAAAAACUUAAGAACCUAAUUAAGAACCUACUUUAGCCUAAAUUUUGCCAAUAACUUUCCCCAAAUAUAAGAACCUGUUUUGCCAAACUUGGAAAAAUGAAGGUUACUGUAUUACAAGAGAUAUGUACACCUACCAUCCAUUGUGUAAACAUCAUUUAGAUCCAGGUGCUUCGAAUAUACCCCAAAAAAAAGCAUCAAUCUCUUCAUGGGUGUGCCCCCACAGGAAGGAAGUUUAACUUGAUCUAAGGGAUUGCAAAAAAUGCACACAAGUAGGGAAAAAGUUAAGACAACUAAAUUUUACAACUUGGUGACCACUGAGACAGUUUCCAUUACAAAGAUAAUAGUCAGUGUUGAUCUACAAAUACUCUAGUUCCUUGCUUUUACUUCAGCUGUCAUGAUUACAACACUUGCAUUUUUCAAAGGCCUUCUUUUACUGUAGGUGCUUAUUAUAAGAGGGAAAUUUGCACUUAGAAAACAGAUGCGCUUACAAAUUUGCAUUAGGUAUAAUGAUAAUAUUGGGACAUCAACUCCUAACACAACAGCAAAAGUCUUCAAUGAAAAUGAAAUAUAUUACACAUGAAAAUAUCACAACAUGCAUAGGCACAAAACUUGACACAAGUUUCUGGCGCAUUUUAUGAUUUGAUUCACAACUUGUUGCUUCCGAAUCCUUCCGAAUACAUUCCAAAGGACUCACCAUAUCACAAACGUUUCCGAGUCGAUGGAAGUGGUACGAUACAUUUUUUCUAUAAUGUUCGGGUAUUGCCAAAUUCCGAUGGAAGUUACAACUAUAAUGUCUUCUUUUAGACAAACCAUUCUUUGGAUGCAUUCUCUCUGCCGUUCCUUUAAAAGACUUUUUGAAAAAAAUCUGAAGUCGAAGCAACAGCAGCUGUAAACAGAGCCUAAACAUCACUCCUCUUCGAAUCCUUCUCGGCAGACAUAAUUGGAUCAGCUGAACUGGACUGCAGGCAGAUGACUCGUCAAGAAAAUUGUAUCAGGCGUACAUUUCCGCCCUCUCUAAAGAAAAGUACGCCUGGCCCGGGUUGCUCGAAGCAUGGUUAGUGCUAACCAGCGCUAAAUAGCAUGGAAACCUAUACAUUUUGAUACCUCUUAACCAACGGUUAGCGCUAACCAGGCUUCGAGCAACCGGCCCCAGAUCGCAGGUUAUGUCCGUUAACUUUUGUUCACGUGGCGCGAUGAUUAUGACUUUCCCCAGGAGCGCGCAGUAAUUACCUGUAGCUGCCUGGAGCAAUAUUUCAAUCUUCUCUUCCUGAGAACGACGUUUAUCGUUUAUCCUUAAAAGAGCCAUCUUAAGUUGAAUUAUAGAAGGUUUUUAAGAGGGCGGGGAAUUUGUUGGUGCAUCAUCAUCAUGACUGGUUAGUCCAUAAAGUCCAUUCAAAAUUAAAAACAUGCAUGCACCACGGUUUUCUUCUUGAUUGUCGGAAUACAAGCUGGCAUUAACGUUCCAGUCCGCGGGUUGCCUGAACUAAAUAGGGCUAGAUUGCAAAAUACCCGGUACACCAAAUGUCUUACUUAAAAAACUGCUACCGCAUUCUCGCAGUCUUGAAGUGAAGUGAAGUGAAAUUAUUAGUCUCUCCCCUCGGGGCUUUUCAAGACUAAUUUAUUGCUGUCACGCAGUUUACAAUUAAUUAAGAAGGUAACAGAUGCCCCUCGUUCUUUUAAUAAUAGAGGUGUAUGACAUGUUGAGUGUCCUUAACUGAACCACAAAAUGAAAGCUAAAAUUUUACGAGAAUGCUUAAGCCUAAUCACUGAAGCGAGCGCUUAGGCUUAAUCAGUAAACGAGUGCUUUCUUCUUCACACGAACUCGUGGAAAGUGUCGUUAACUGAACCACAGAAUGAAAGCUAAAAUUCUUACGACGCAGUGGCAUGGGACAGAAAAUGAUACAUAUAAACAAUUCUGUUCCUAAACGGGGUAUUCUGCAAUCACUGCUAAGCUUUCAUUUCGCGGUUCGGUUAACUACACUUUUCAUGAGAUCGUCUGAAGAAGAAAGCACUCGUCUACUCAUUAAGCCUAAGCGCUCGCUUCAGUGAUUAGGCCUAGGCAUUCUCGUAAAAUUUUAGCUUUCAUUUUGUGGUUCAGUUAAGGACACUCAACGUGUCAUACACCUCCUUCUUUAAUCCACAAAUCCUAAAAACGCCACUUAAAAAACUGGCCGUUAUUUUCAAUUAUUAUUUAACUACUACGUGACUUCGGACCCCGGUCACAACCAUUUUACUCUUCGGAGUUAUCAAAUAUCCAGUCAUCGACCACGGGACUGCGGACCGCGGUGGCAGUUCAUUUUUGCUUGCCCUUUCAACAGUUUUCAUUCAUCGACUACGGGACUGCGGACCGCGGUGGCAGUUAGAACACUUUAGAACACCUUAUUUAUAGGGUGCAUAAUUACAGUAGAAAAACUGUAUUCUCCCUUAUGGCCAUGUUAAACUAAAUACCCUAAUAACUAAAAUACUAAAUUAAUAAAUUACUCAAAUACUAAAAUACCCCAAUACUCAAAUACUAUAAUAUUCAAAUACUAAAGUACAGUUCAUUUUAAUGCUUUCCCUUUAACAAUUUCCAUUCAUCGACUAUGGGACUGCGGACCGCGAUGGCAGUUCAUUUUAACACUUUUCAUUCAUCGACUACUGGACUGCGGACCGCGGUGGCAGCUUUUUAAGUAGGGCGUUUGCUGGGCCGGGGAUUCUGCAAUCAUAAAUAGUAAGCUCAUCUGCUGGCAUUAACGGUUGGGGAAUAUCUUGCGUGUUGUCCUCGUCUCCGAGCGAAGGGUGUCUACAUGCUCUUUACGGUAGUGGCGUUUUGCAAUUACGCUUACCAUUUGAUACACUCACCGUUGUCAUUUAUUCCAGCCGCAGCGCAAUGGUCCCCACCUCGACGCCUCUUGAUAGGGGUACUUUGAAAGAUAGUAUCUCCUUUACGUUGACAUAAAGCUUCAAGAAAUUCUUUUUCCUCACUUAUCCGUUUGUCGCUCAUAAUCACGGUUAAUGGCUGAAAUGUGCCUUGUACGUAUUCCGCAUGUUAUCUGUCACUGAAAGUGCAUCGGAUGGUCUGUAGUAAAUCAAAGUUGUCGAUUAUUCGCGUAUACCUCGUGCAUGGGAACGGUUUCGAUUAAACACAGUAACGUAAAAUGACGUGUCUAUGACGUGUCUCAAAAUCAUUGGACUAUUUCCACGAAACUCUCAACGUUCUUUGUCUCUCUUUAUCCCUGUGAUUUGUUAAAUUCUAUUACCCUCAAACACUUUUCAGAUGUACCGGCUAGAAUAUUUUGACACAUUAAUUCGUUUCCGGUUCUUACAACUUGUCGCACAUCCGAAGAAGCUUCGUUUUUAACGUUUCCUGCCUUUACUCGCAAAAUGGGCCUCUGGACGAUCCAAUUAGCAAAACGCGGGGACAAGCCAAAAGUGUUUCGCGAUGGUUCGCCCCUAAAAAAGAGUGAUGGACAGCGUUAUGGUACAGUGGUAAACGUGUCAUCCUCUGUCCAAGCAGGGAGUAAUAAGCUCUUCGUCAAGGUGAGACUUUAAAAUUUAUCUUUUCCGCUUACAAUAAUCCCUACUCUAGUUCGAUUAAUUUUACAUGACUAUUGUCUUGGGUUUCGAGAAAUUGUUGGCUGGAAAUUCUUUCCAAGUUUGAGUUCCAAAUACCACCACAAUCUAUUCAUUUCCGUUAGCAAUGACAGAAAAGUCUCGGUUUAAGAUCAUCCGGCUAUUGUUUACACGUGUCGCGAGAAGCUAGCUUUUGAAGAACGAGGCAUACAACAAUGGAGAUUGUUGUUAUCCAGUGGGAGGCCGGUCGUUUCGCCUACAAGUCGUUUCGCCUACAAGUCGUUUCACCUACACUCUGGUUGAUUCGCCUACACGAUCAAAGUCGUUUCGCCUACAAUGAAUUACUUAUAACAUAACAGCGUAUAAAUAGCAGUAAAGCUUAAACGUAAUAAUCGUACCAGUGUCAUUUCAUGUCUUUUUUUGAUGCACUGUGAAACGGCACAUUUUUGUCCGGUUUUCCUUUCAUCAAGUCGGAAUUCACUGGAUCCCAGUCCUUUGCGAUGGAUCCUUGUUCUAGUCCACGCGCGGUUCGGUAAAUUAACGUUCAGUUUAGGGACUAGGGGUAAGCGCCAUUACUACCCCCUUUAUUUUUCCCUGGCUAUCAAUCGACUUUAAUUUCCGGUGGGGAGACUAUGUUCUCAUCGCCAAUGUUCUAACGUGAGCGGGGUUGAAAGUGUUUAAUAGACAAAGGAAGGUUUCCCUCUCAGGAAACACGCGCUCGUGCUAUUGUAAUGCGUUUCUAAAAGGCAAAUAAUUAGCAUCAGUUAAACCAAUUGAAUGAAUAAAGGAAAUCAACAAAUCACGGUUAAGAUGAAUUAAUGUGAUCCUCUUGAAUUAAUGAAAUCAGUGUCCUCGAGUAUAAAAGCUUGAACAUUCAUAAAGCACGCCACCCGAUCAUCGAUCACACUAGAAACAUAUUCCUCUAUAUUCACGAACGACUCACAAACUGUUCACGAAUGGCGGACAAGCGAAACGACUUUGAUCGUGUAGGCGGAUCGAUCUGAGUGUGAAGAAAGAUCGGUUGUUCACACGCCUCAACUCGGAAAAAGGUAAAAUUAAACUUGUUUUAGUUUAAUACUUAUCGAUCUUCAAUCGCAACUGUGUAGGCGAAACGACUUUGAUCGUGUAGGCGAAUCGACCUAAGUGUAGGCGAAACGACUUGUAGGCGAAACGACUUGUAGGCGAAACGACCGACAUUCAUCCAGUGGUAUGUAACUGAAAUAGCUGGGUAUUCGGAAAUUCUAGCCUAUCGACAAAGAUUUGUUUAAAUUACGUUUAACUGUCUUUGAAAGUCACUCACUAGAAAACUUAACAAAACGUGCUGUAUUUGUUUUUUACCUGGUGAGAUGUUCAUUCAGGUUGAGAUGUUGGUCAAAUUUGCUAUGCUUUGUUUUUAAACAGCAUACUUUGUAGGUAUACCUCGUCACACAUAGAUUCCUUUUAAAGAACUCAGCAAAAUGAAUCCUUAUUGAUUUUGGAUAUAAAUAUUUUGAAGAUUUGAAAAUCGUGGCUACAAAUUUGGCAGUCUGUAGAGGUAUGCGAAUUUAUGAGCUACUAUAUGUGUCGCAUUUGUGCAACGCACUGAAUUUACGCAAGUUAAUAUAUUUCAUAAAAAUUCUUUGACUUGGGCCAUUUGUUCCCAAAAGAAUAAAACGCAAACAGCGGUUACAAACAAUUGUUUGAAAUGCAUAACUUUUAUAAACUUAACGUUUCGUAUGUUACUACAUGCAUCAUGAGGAGAUCGUGAUCUUGAUAUUUGAACAAAAUAAAGUAACGCAAUAAAUUUUGAAUUACAUUACGAUUUCUUUAUAGAUAUAAAGAAAAGCAACUCUUUAGAAGACCGCUUUGAGCUGUCCAGUUACAGUCUAAAAAUCUACAACGUGAAUGCUGGUAACCUGAGAUGGUAACCGUCGUUACGCUUCUGUGAGUUCUGUCAGCAUAGGCGCCAAAACCCACUGAACAGCCAAUCACAAGCGCGGUUAUAUUGAAAAAUACGUUGUCAUGAUUUAUGCAUUAGGUUCGGCACAUGUGAAGUACGACGAAUGAAUCGAAGUCGAUCUUUUGCCGUUCUAUUCGACAAGCUCAGUCGAAUAGAACGGCAGAGUCGACCCAAAUACAAAAGUGCCGUUCGACGUUUGAACCGGGCCUAAGAACACAGAGUUCUAAGAACAUUGAAAACACUGAAAACACAGAACUACCGAAACGGUGUAAUAAGCUCCAGAAGGCUCAAGAAUACACCAGAGGUGAGUCAUUUUGAUUCAUUUUAUUGAAUGAAAGUUAAAUUGAGCAUUAUUUAGGCUUUAUAAUCGACGGUAUUUGAUUUCCCAUACAAAGUCUUAUAACGCGUUUAAAUUCUCAAUGGCUGUCUGUAGUGACGCGAGCUUGGGCUGCCUAUGUUGAAACUUGAAUGUUGAAUAUGUUAAAACUCCGAUCGAUGUCUCAUUGUGAAACACCAAUGUGGCAUCACACGCAACAAUGCUGAAUGAUAAAAACAGCAAUGUGCAAUUACGAAAUUCAAACGUCGCAUGGUGAUAAUGAAGGUUAAAUGAUAAACUUGAACAUUACCCUGCGAUUAGGCGUACUUUUCAGGGUGCACUUAAAAAGGAAAGGUACGCCUGAUCGCAGGUUACUUGAACAUCGAAAGCAAACCGAAAGCAAACCUUGAAUUUUGGCAGGGAUAUAACGCCAUAGUUAACAUGGAGUAUUAGUUGACUGAACUUUGCUGGUCCUUUCGACCCUGUGGGAUUGCAAUAAACUCUUUCAGGCUCGUUGCUGGCUAUUGGAAGUAACGGAUUUUAUCGGCCUCUUACUAACACAUUUCUCCACCUUCAUUGUAGGUUGAAUUCAUUUCAGAUGGUAAAAGUCAAUUUUGUCUCCUCCCCGGAAAUCCUUCAAUCGGUUUGGUUCACAUAAGGCUUUCAGCCACUGUGUAAGAAAACAACUGAAGCUCUAGUCGAAGAGCUUCAAAAUGCCUUAAGAAAAUUGAGGUCGUCCCAAGACGAUUCAUCUAGUUCGUGCAAUAAAACAGACGUUUUAUCCGAGUCCCUGUCCGAGGUAGUCGCAGACAUCGAGAAAGGUCCGGAUAUCGAUAAGACAACAGAGAGCAGCACAAGCAGCAAAAAUACGUCCCCGGCCUGUUCCAGCAAAUCUAGGAAAAGGAAAUGCUCGUCCCCUGCGUCAACGGCCACCAAAAAAGUUGCACGAAGUGAUGAAAUGCAAGAAUCGUGUGAGAAGUGCCUUAUCUCAAGUGAGUGCUUUUAUGUGACUUCAUCAUGAAAGGUGUCCAUGUUGGUGGGGAAGAAAAUAGCCUGUCGCUUUACUGGCAAUUAAACUUAAAGUUUUGAGCAUAUUAUUAAAAACGAUUGUAUUGUAUUUUCGUAUUAAAGCCAAUUGCAUGUUUGUUACAUACGGGCAAUUUCCUAUACUUUGCAUCGUUUACAUUAACUACGUGUGCAUGUACUUAAAAUUCUGAUUGGUUCUCUUAGAAGCUCUCUGCAUCUCUUGUGAUUAGUCCAAGUGAUUGCUGUGGUUUUUGCGGCACUCAAUUUGAAGACCACUCUAUUAAUUACACCAAAAAUUAGAGAAAAAUUUGAUCACGUACACGUGUGAUUUGCUUGAAGUAAAAUCGUAUCAUCUGACUUCCCUACCCCUUUUCCCCCACUCUGUUUAUAUACACAGGGUUCGUAUAGGUUCUGUUUAGUCAUGGAAUUCUAUUGGUGGUGUUGAAUGGGACUGGAAACUCCUGGAAAUUGUAACUUUAACUCCAACAAUAUUUUUUCUUGAUUGUCAAGCACUGCAAAAACCUGUCUUUAAUACUCCCUGAAACUUUACUUUAAGUGCCUAUGAAGUAAAAAAUUACAUUUGCAUUUGAGCGAAAAUGGCGCUUUCUCUUUCAAAAGAUGUUUUUUCAUUCCCAAAGCUUAAAAUUGAUGAUGUCAUCAGUGGUUCAAGCAAGAAGAUAAAUCACAAAAUUGAUAAUAUCUCUGGAAAUAUAUAAGUGAUGCCAUUUAAACUUGGCACCAGUAAUAGGCCAUUUCAGAAAUGUGAGAGGACUGGGACGAGUUUGGUUGCUUUCUGUUUGUUUAAAAAAAACUAAGACAUUCAAAUGAGAGAUCAACCAAGUUUGAGAUGUAUUUAGAGGAGGAAAAUGGCGAAAUAAUAUAUCUUCAAAUAUCACCUAAAAUAGAGAGUUCGUAUGGAAUGGGUAGACAGGCCACAAAAUUAGAAGGGUUUGUAUGGGAUUUUGCAACUUUUGCAAGUCUCCCAUUUGGCCAAUUUUCCGUAGAAAACUCUCAAAGUUGGCUGGAUAGCUUUUUAUUUGGUAACAUUUCAGUUGAAGAGUUUAGAUUUUCAAUCUAAGCAAGUAUGAGAAACUCGUCCUAGUCCUCUCACGUUUCUGAAAUGGCUUAUGUACGUCAGAUAAGACAUAAUAACAGUUCUGCUUCCCAGUCUAUUUCAUGCUGGAUUAAGUUUCCAGUUUUUUUUUUAACAUUAUUAAGCAUUGUCCACCUGUGAUGAGGUGGUAAAGAGUCGUAAGGUAAUAUGGGUAUCACAUGUGUUUUCAAGUAAGACCAUCUGUUCACUCCUCACCUGUUCAAAAUUGGAGAUAUUUGAUUCAUGGCUAAAGAAGCCUUAGACCUAGAGUGUUGCUAUGGGAACAUCACAGAAGGUAUCAUUUUGCUUAUUUCCUGACGUUCAUUACUGGUGCCAAGUUUAAGUUUCUCAAAACUCCUGAAAAGCUGUUCUGCAUGCAUUAGGCUCAUUCCCAGAAGUUCUCUUCUGUUAAUAACUAAGCACGCUAUACACUGUACAGUUGAAAAUUACAUUAGGCUGGCUAUCUCAAAGUACAAUUCAGUCAAAAAACAGCUUGAAAAGUGGCUUCUCAAACCUGAAAUGUUUCUGGAAUUUUGAGAGAGGCAUGCCAGUUGUUAAAUCUAGAAAAUGCAGUAUCUAGACUGCAGUUAAUAUUAAGACGAUCUAUGUUUUGUUUUAAUCAUCACAGCAACAUCACAACUCAUUCCCAUUGAGAAGCUUGGUUUGCCUGUCGGCCCAUCAAGGCAAUUUCGACGCGUAAAUGAUGCAUUUGUUGACAGCCUCAAAGAAGAAUUGUUAAAAGAGCCAAGUGGAAGUCAUGGAUGUCUGUUCGUGGUUUGCAAAGGGUGUAGAAAGCAAAGAAACAUUUGAUCCAGCUAAAAAGGAUGCAUAUGAGUACAGUUUUGGGGGUACUCACCUGAUGCUAGCCACCAAGAAACUUCAUUCCCAGUACCCAGAAAACAAACAUUACCAAGGCAGAAUGGCAAGAAUCUACUGUGGCCUUACAGAUGAUCAGGCUGUUUACCUUGGUGCCAUGCAUCAAAGGUCGUCAUCAUUCUGUCAUGACAUUACAUACAGAGAAGAGGUACAUUUUGUAUUAAAAUUUUGGAUUUGAAAUUGAAUUCAGGCAUGCUUGAAGCAUACCACAUUGUUGUUGUCAUUAAAGAAAGUGAAUAUUAUUUGCUAGUCUGUCAAUGAAUAUGAAACACUGCAUAAUCAAUGAUGUUGCAUGUACAUGUACAGUGUAUGUAAUGGCCAGCCUGUUUGUUAAUAUAGAGCCCAGUUAAGGCAAUAUGAAGAAUUAAUAACUUUUAAUAUGCCCUUUCCCACUACUUUCCUUGUGUCAUCUAAUUUACAGCAUUUUUCUUCAUACAAAUUAAUUUAGGUAGAGAGAUGUAGAUCUCAACUAUAUGGAGAGCUUGAUGUACAGAGUGAACCUCCAAAGCCGCAACCAUCGUGGAGAGAUGAGUGUUCUCGUAUUUUAUACAAAGAUGUAAGAAUUUAAUUCACUUAAGUAAUGCAAGUUGAGUUUUUAAAAGAAAUUGCUGAAAGGAGUGGUAACAGAAUUACAGUCGUGACAUUUUCCUACAUGGAAACAGAGAACCAUUAAUUUUUUGGUUAUUGCCUAACACAUAGUCACUUGAUUACAGUUGAAUGGUGUUCAAGUUUUAUUUGAAGUACUUUUGUCCCCUUCCUUGACCAAAGACAGUUAUAUUGUUCUGACAUGUAGUUACAUGCACCUAGCCAAUCUCCGAGGUCAUCUAUCUUUUUCUAUACGUGUACUUUGCUAUGUCACCAUUAUCAGCAGCUCACAUUAAGAAAUUCUGUCUUACAGAAAAGAAUUUUGUGUGAGGUCUUCACUAUGGCACAAGUAUCCUCAAGUACUUGGGCCGCUUUCAUGGAGGUAAACAGGCUGUACGAGAUUGGGAAGCUCAAAGGGCAGAAGUUUUCUCCUGGCGAUGUCGUCAAAGGGACAUUAGCAAUUAAACAGUGGCAUAUGAAGCCAUUAGUCAGCCUUCCUGAUGAAACAAAACUAUUCCUUUUGAACAAGGUAAAGGCAAUAUUGCAACAGUCUGGCAUGAAAUUUUGUUUUUCACUCCAUUUUGUAUUUUAUUAUAUUUUAAGUUAAAUUCCACUUCUUUUCAGUGGCUAAUAACCCCAAGAAUUUAAACUAAUUUGUGUGUACUUUCUCUCUUUGGCAUCCCUUGAAAAUGUGUUUAUGUAGCUUCUGUUCCAAUUGUCGCUCUACAAACCCCUGUCUUUAUUAUCUGGUUCUUUUUAGAUCUCUUCUGGUGAAUUGUUAUUAAAAGAUUUAAAAACAGAAGCAGACAAGAUAAAGACACUGAACACUGUACAGUUUACAGUUAUGUCAUUCUUUAAAGUAGACGAUUGGGAUGAGAUAGUCAAGAGAUUUGGUCCAAUGGUCAACAACGAGAAGCUGUUGAGAUUUACAGUAAGCCAACAUGUUUUUCGUUGACUAAUAUAGAAAUUACCUAGUAUGUAACUAUGUAAACAGUCAUCUGCAUUAAUUAUUACAUUACACAGUAUUCACAUAGUUUUCUUCUUAAGACCUGAUCCAUUUUUGUAGAGAUUUACUGUGGAAAUCUAAAAGCUAUGAACACUUUGAUUUGAUUUUUACAUUUCCCACUGUACAGCAACCAAUCAGAAGUAACGCAAAAACCUCAAACUACUUAUAUUACCAUUACUGUUUGUGGUUUAAUUUAUUAUUCUUGUGCUUGAAAUUUAACCACAUUGACCUCUUAGUGUUCACAAUUUUUGGAUUUUCAUAGUAAUACUUCUAGUGUUAAAAAAAAAAAUUUGAGAACAUUUUUCAUUAUAUGCAAGUACAAAAUACAACUAUAUAUCCUGCAGGUUGGGGAGGAGAAAUUAAGGUAAAUAGUAAGUUCAAGUGAUACAGUGAGAGUAGCUGACAAUUCUAUCAUGUAUAUGAAGAAGAGGUAACUAUUAUCUACUGCAAAGGAAUCUACUGAAGGAGCAGACUGUUCUUAAGGCAUUGCAUUACCACCAAUUCUUGCUGGGUAAUCAGUAGGAAAUCUUUUAAAGAUUUACUUCCAAUAUUUUUUUGUAGCUUAUUGUUCCUAUUCCUUCAAUUUAGGGAAAUUUUGAGGCCUCAUAUGAUUUCCAAGUGUUCCUGAAGAGGUUGAAAGAGUGGGAAUCUGCUAGGCAUGAGGCAGCAGAAGAUACCCCAGUUGCUACCCUGGGGGUUGAAGAAUUUACUGUCAGUAAUGAGGGUCUGCACAACAAGGGCAGUGCUGUUUUCCCUUGUAACCUUCAAGAGGUGACCCAAAGCAUGGAAAUCUUCAAAUUGAACUUUGAGGGCAUCUCCCUUGCCCUAGGAGUUGUUGGAUUUGAUGAUAAGGUACAUGACAUGCCUUCCUGUGUGUUUGUAAUAAGCAUUAAUUCCUACACAUCUUCAUCUUAUUUUGAUGGAUGUUAACUGGCUUGUAAAAUGACAGUGUGACAAAUUCUUCCUUUUUUUUUCACAAACUACUACUGUGACCAUAAGGAACUUUAAAAGGAGAAUCUUCAGCUGAACAGAAGUUAGAUGAAGCUUUUUCUCAUUCCACUUUGUCAUUAAAUGUAUUAAACACCACUUUCAGUUCUGAAGAAUUGUGAUAACCAACCACCAAAAUUCAUUACUUGCUCCCCUCAAAAAAAGUUGUUCUGUGUAGAACCCAAGUGCUGUUAAUACUCCCGUUACUUACAGAUAUUUACAUGUAUGUUAAAUGUGUUUCCUAUUGUACAUUGUCUGUUGAAAGUCACCCACAAAGUCCAAUUAAUCAAAGGUUUCUGUUGAUAAUAAUAAUUAUUGUCUUAUUGCUGUUUUCAAUAUAUUUUAGGGACAGCUGGAAGUGGAAGAAAAAUGUAGUGAAAUAGUUAAGCUGCUUUCCAGACUAAACUUCACAGUCCUGAGCUCAUUUAACUGUGUCAUUAUGUGUCCUGUGCACUGGGCGCAUAUUGUGUCCGAAACAUUUACCAAGGAAGGUGCAAGCCAGACCCAACAGGGUUUUAUCUAUCAUAAACAACAACUGAAAAGUAGGCAAGGUGAGAGAAUAGGCCAUUAUUAAUAUACAUGGAAUCAAUUGCUGACAAUACCCUAAUUCUCUGUUUUCCACCGCGCACAGGUGGCUCAGUUGGUUGAGUACCGGGCUGUCGUGCGGGAGGUUGCAGGUUCGAACCCUGGCCGGACCAUUACUCGGGGUCUUAAAAUAACUCAGUGCUGCCUUUGUAAUGACAUCUGCAAAUGGCUAGACUCUCUAGUCUUCUCGGAUAAGGACGAUAAACCGUUCGCCCGCCUCACAACCUUUCAAUGUUCAUAACCCUGUGGGACGUAAAAGAACCCACACACCAUUUGCAAAGAGUAGGGCAUGAAGUUCAAGGUGUUGUGGUCAGGCCUUAUUUCAUUCAUUCAUAUGCAUUGGGUUGGGUGAGAUCGCUAAUGGACUGAUAGCGGCUUCCAGAGGCACCUGUGUAUGCUGAGGUCCGGUCUCACCCAUGGAUCUAUAACUUGUAAAGCGCAUUUGAAUAUGCAUAUAGAAAAUGCGCUGUACAAAUUCAAUACCAUAUUUUCAAGACCAAUGUUUUCUAUUUCUCACAUCACAGCAAAAUUGAAUUAAUUUUUAUGUCUAACCUGGCAUAUGUAUUACUUGUUCACAUUGUAAUAAAUCUGUUGUUAAUGCUUUGCCUAUUUCUAACCUUUAGGUAGCAAAAUGCAAGAGGUGGUAUCCUCAUUUAUUGUUGGCCACUGGGCUUCAUCUAGGAUAGUGGGAAAGAGCCAUGUCAAUUAUGCCACUCCUCCUCCAAACAUUGUUGAGGUGACUUCUGCAAGAAUAGGGGAGGAAUACCCUGUUUCCUUUUUUAAGGACAUAAUCAGUUGGUUUUCAAAGGAUGGAGACUUAAUCCUAGAAGUAGGAUAUGGGGAUGAAGUUGGUAUGUAAAUUUCAUUUAGGGGGUGUUGCUCUGAUUUUUUACACGGAAUGACUUAUCUUUUUAGUAGAGACAAGAUAUGCCUUUCAAUUAAGUGUGUUACAGGCAAGUAAUUUUGCAUGUAUAUACCAUAUCAUUUUUGUGUGAUUUAUGGAGUUCUUGAUGAAAGGGCCUUCACUUACUUGAAGUUCUGGAUCUGCCAGUGUAAUGUGUCCCUAGAGCUGCAGUCUGCAUGCUCUAUUGCAGUCCAGAUGAUUAUGUUUUGAUAUAGACUGUAAUACUUGACCUACCAUGCCAUAUUUUGUAGGUUUAAAAAGGGAUUAUUCAUUUCUAGUCGGUGUCAAAAAUGUAUAAAUUGACAUCACUCUUGCAUCUCAUUUUGUUAGUUACUGUUUUAAAAUUAUGUGUAAAUUAAUUGUUGUGAUGUGCAUCUCUUUUACACCCCUCAUGCUUUUCUCUUACAGGGAAUGCUUUUACUGCCGCUCUGAUGUGUGGAAGGAAGGCUACAUUGACAGGCACAUCAUGUGACAAGCGCAUUAUCUGCCAAAAACUAAGUACCAGUACUCAGCUCACAACUACUCAGAUAGAUUAAGGCCUGGUUGUUUACAGAUUUAAAGUGCAUUUUAAACUAUUGUAAACUAUUGAAAAUAUCCCAUGACUAAGGCUUAACGACUGGUAAGAAACAGAUCUUACAAAUUCAUUUUAAACAUUUUAAACUCAGUCCAAGUGUAUUUUUCAGGCCAGUGUUGGGGUCAAUACCGAGAAUUUGGAGCUUAACUCAUUUGUGAUUGGCUAAUGGGAUGUGUUGGUUACAAUUUUCAACCAAGAAAGGGCAUUUCUAAUGAUUUGUUCAAGUUAGCUAUCUUGCUAUUCCUCUUGGACGCCUUUAAGUGAAUUUUGGAAAAUGUGCUUACUCUUUUAUUCAAAGAGUUAAUUACGGAGGCAGAAAAUGUUGUACCUUUUGAGUCGUUACAGGAAAUCCUAUGUUCUUACCAUUCGAAUGAAACCGCUGCAGCAGUACAAAAUGAAAAUUUGGAUUUUUCCAAACGUUUACAUAGUGACCAUUGUUGUAGUGAAAGGUAAAGAAUCACAAAAAUAAAUCAUUUUAAGACCAGCCCUUAAUCUACUUGAGUACCAUAUGGUUUAAGAGGGCUUUAUUGGUCAUUUUGUUUAGUACAGUUGAAAAUUCAGCUGUUGCAAACUAAAUUAGAUGUUUGGUAUAUGAUGUUGUUAGUAAUAAACUUCCAAAUUUUAGAAUUGACUUUGAUUAGCACACCAUUAGUAUUAGUUCUUUUGCUAUAAACCUAAUUAUACAAUGCCAAUGUGUAAUCUGCACUCCGGCACUGCAACAAGUUAGCCAGAAACUGAAAUGACUAUAAUUCACUUUUUUAAUCCAAUCUUGUUUCAAAGUGGCCAAAACCUGUGUAGUGAAUUGAAUAGUGAAUUACAUUUUGAUUGUACAGAGGUUUUGCAUCUGUUGUUUUGAAGUUGUUUCUACACCCUUCAUUUUGCUGUACGUAAAUAAGUCAAUUAAGUGGAGAAUAAGAUUUACAGAAAGUCUGCAUCUUUUGAAGCCACUAGGCUGAGAUGAUUUUUGCAUCACACAGUUGUUGUAGAAAAAGUGUGGAAUUUAGCGAAAAAUAAGAUUUGCAGAAAUUGUGCGUCACGCAACUGUUGUAGAAAAAGUAUCGAGUCUAGCGGAAAAUCAAAUUUGCAGAAUUUCUGCAUACAACGUUUUCAAGCCACUAGGCUGAGAUGCAGAAUUUCUGCAUCACAAAGUUGUAGAAAAUGUAAGAAUUUAGCAGAAAAUAAGAUUUGCAGAAUUUCUGUAUCCCACUUUUUCAAGCCAUUAGGCUGAGAUGCAGAAUUUCUGCAUCACACAAUUGUUGUUAGUAAAAGUAUCGAAUUUAGCGGAAAAUGAAAUUUGCAGAAUUUCUGCAUACAACGUUUUCAAGCCACUAGGCUGAGAUGCAGAAUUUCUGCAUCACAAAGUUGUAGAAAAUGUAAGAAGUUAGCAGAAAAUAAGAUUUGCAGAAUUUCUGUAUCCCACUUUUUCAAGCCAUUAGGCUGAGAUGCAGAAUUUCUGCAUCACACAAUUGUUGUUAGUAAAAGUAUCGAAUUUAGCGGAGAAUGAAAUUUGCAGAAUUUCUGCAUCCAACUUUUUCCAGCCACUUGGCUGAGAUGCAGAAGUUCUGCAUCAUACAGUUGUUGUGGAAAAUGUACAGAAUUUAUCAGAAAGUAAGAUUUACAGAAUUUCUGCAUCAAACUUUUUCAAGUUAUGCAGAAAUUCUGCAUCGUUCAUUUGCGUUAGAUAAACUAUACUGGAAUUUGUCUGCAGCCUGUAGUCCUGUGGCCAAGAACACCUUUUCCUUACUGCAGCUUUUUAGCCCAUUUUUUGUGUCCAUGUGUUACCCGUAAUUUUUGAUUGUAUAUUUUUAGUGAAAAUAUAAGUGCAGAGUAAUUAUGAUCGAUUAAAACAACUGUUUGAAAUUGUGAUUCGGUAGUGUUAACAGUGUAUCACUCCAACUUUUGAUAUUACUGCAGUCAAGUCUUUUAAGUUCCUCUCGGAAAUCACGUUUUAUGCAGAACGAAAGAGAGCUUUUAUGACGGAAUUUUGUAUUUUGGAAAAACCCAUUUUAGUUUGGAACGCGUUAAAUGUUUCUGUACUCAAAUGAAAUUCGCUUAUUCCAGCGUAAUGUGCCUGUUUAAACUCAACUAAAAUUUUUAAUCGAUGCGAUGAAAACUUCACAACAAAGCUGUCUCGAACUUGGGCGUGUUUCCUAAAAUAUUUGCUUAAAUUUAGCAUCAGCUUGACCAAAAAGUCAAUAAAACAAUGCUAAUUGAUAAAUUUACAUUUCAAACAGACUUUCUCUUCUAUAAAAAACAUACAAAAUGUACCUUAAAUCUUCGCUCGCUCGAUUUUCCUUCAGCCGAUUCUAGCCGCGAGGAAAACCGUGAUUAAUUCAUCCAGGGCAAAUUUGUCCCUUGAUCUUUUGUCUUUUUUCCUUCAAAACGACAGCUCAGUAUUUUCUUCAACUUCCACUUUUCAUCUGUGCAUUUCAUCUGUGUAUUUUACCGUCAGGAGAGGAGAUUUGUUGAAUUUGCCUAAAUUUUACCGCGCUAGCUUAGUUUCUUGGCGUGCACCCACGGGCAAAUGGUAGUGGCUAACUGACCAAUCAGAGCGCGCGGUUUGCUUUUGUUAUGUUAUAAAGCAAAAUGGCUCGAGCUCAAGUGUCAUUUCAAAAGUAAGACUGAAAAUUCCGUACUGCCAUUAGGCAAAAUAUCAUUUUAGGAAAAGUUACCCCAAUUAAUUUAGAAAAAAACAACGACAACUUCAUUUGUACCAUGCAUUGAUUUACGUGAUACAAAAAAAAAUUACUAUAAAACACGGAGAGGGUACAGGCUGCCAAUAAUAAACAUCAUCAUCACGAUUAGGUUGGUAAUAGCCGGUUAGGCAGCACACCAACCACUUAUAACCAAAAUAUGAAAGUAAAAUUUACACGCAUUAAUAGCAUAAAAAUAAUCAAUAAUAAUGAUGAUAAUAACAAUAAUAAUAAUAAUAAUAGUAAUAAGAUAUUUUUGAAAUUCUUCACGGGACGAAAUAUGAGGCAUAUCGACUGAUUCCAGUCUCUAGCAGUUCUUGGGGAAAUGAAAACUUGAACACAUUUUUGUUACAGUGGGAUUCAAGAAGAUUAUAAUAAGUCGAUGGCUGCCCCUACGAGUCUCAUUGGUAAAAUAUUGCUUAGGUUAUGAUUAUAUCAGGGGUCAGGUACCAUAGACCAAACACAGCUAAACAAAACAUAAAAAAAGGGGGAAGAAAGGGGAAAAAACCUAGCUAAAAAAACAAAACAAAACAAAACAAAAAGACAGCAAAAGAAAGCUAAGUAUGCCAGUCGCGUCCACCACCUUGUAAGUGAAGAUCAAUGAGGCGUUGCAAAUUAACUGGCUUGGGAAGAACCUUCCCUCAAUAACAAGCAAAUGUUAAAUGUUUCACUUGCUAUAUAGUUUUACGUAGCACUCUUUAUCGCGUCUACGCUAUUGUAGUCAUGUUGUAAUUUGUUAUGAUGAUCUAUUUUUUUCAUCAUUAGUUAUUUGUUCCUAUUUAUUGUUCCUUUGUUAGAUUUUUGUUUCAUUCUACAUUUAUAUUACACCCACUAUCCUGGUCUGUGUGUACUGACAAUAACUCGAGAAUCGUUUUGUAGUGUGGGUCAACGUAGCAAAUUAUUAAACCUCAUUUGAUUGAACCUGAGUUAACAGUGCCACGUACAUCAACCGCGACCACCCUUACACUAAUUAGCUUAACGCAGCUAGCUAAAGUUCAACACUGGCGUCUGACUUUAGAAAUUCGUUAUACAUAACAUAUCUUUAAAUUCCAAAUUGUGGCGCCCCGCUUAAGUCUGAAGCACUGCAAUUUUCAUUAUUCAGACGGGGAGAAAAAAUAGUUAUAUACUGUCUAAAAGUAGUUUUAACUGAGGACUAUAAGCUGGUUGUUAUCUGCAGUAGACUGAGCAAUAUAUCAAUAGUUUUACAGUAUAUACUGUUUGUGUCCUGGAAACGGAUGCCUAUUGUAAUAUGCAUGGAGACAUUUCAACACCUUUUUCCCCGUUUUAUAAUUUCUAGGUUUACUGAUACUCAAAAUAUCAACAACCUGUUGCAAAAGAUUGGCAAACUACCGCAUAUUCGAGGUGGAACACGAACUGACAGGGCCCUGGAACUAGCAGCAGAAGACUUCUUUGGUUGGCAGGAGACUGGGGACAGACCGGACGUACCGAACGUGUUGCUUGUGCUGACUGAUGGGAACACAAAUGAAGGCAGUAAACCAUUUUCUCAAGUUCUAACUCCAUUAGAGGUUUUUAAAAUUUCUUAUUACUUUUUUUGCAAACUUGCCUUCUUCUCAAUGGUGGCGGUAUUGUUAAAAAAAAUGUCUAAAAAGUUUCACGGUCUUUCACUUGAUUCUGUGAAGUCCAAAAGGAACUGGACAUAAUCCUUUUCCCAUUCCCCCCCUCCCCCCGGUUAGCUCAAUUGGAUGAGCGAAGGUCUGCCCAACGGGAGGUCGCAGGCUCAAACCCAGGCCGGACCAACACUAAGGGUCUUAAUUAAGAUAACUGAGGAGAAUGUGCUUCCUUUGCUGUGACAUCUACAAAUGGUUAGACAUUCUUGUCUUCUCGGAUAAGGACGGAAAACGUAGGCCCAGCUCUUUUACUGUUCUAAUUCUUGUGGUACAAAAGGAGGGCCAUUAUGAAAACUACUGGGUGACCAGUAAUCAAUGUCUUUACCCUCGUUAAAUAAAGUUAUUACUUACUUACUUACUAAAAGAACCCAGACUGUUUUUCGUAAAGAGUAGGGGACGUAGACCCAGGUGAUGUGGUACAAUCUUUCAUGGGCUGUCUGGGUAAUGAAGGGUUGAUACUUGGGACGCAAGUCCUGGUUCAUGGACCUGUCCCCGUGUUGAGUCACCGUGGCGAAUUCAAUAGUAAAUUCAAGCAAUGUGUCUCUAGUCGUUAUAGAGGUAAAGGCAUUUAUUGGGGUAACAAAUUUAGGGCUAAGAUAAAACCUAAGUGAAAAAAAAAAAUAUAUAUAUAUAUAUAUAUAUAUAUAUAUAUAUAUAUACUUGUAUUCUGGGUAGAACGUAUUCCGUAGAGCGCUCAAUUCAUUUAAUUGAAGAGCAUUGACUAUUAAUAAUCACAGGAGUUCAGGCUUCAGGAGUAAUCAUUGAUCGUUUAUUGCGACAGUGCUGUUUCGAAUGGUCCGAAAUUGUAGGACCACACUCAUCAGGCAACUUCAACGAUUGACCGUUAAAAUUAAAAGCUGGCAGUAAAUAUAGGGAUGCGUUAAGAGAUAGUAUCUAGGUAACAGAUGGAUUGUGUCUUAGUUACGUUACUCUAGAGUUCUGAAGUACAUAUCUGUUUCUGUGGGGGCAUGAACUCGCUAGUUCGUUUCGCCUGUUUAGGUUACAAAGCUCUUUUUUACAAAUGAUGAUAGACUUUUCAUAAAGACAAAGAUUACAUUUUUUGCUAAUGUUGCUAUAGGCUUUACAUUUCUUUAAAACUUUCCAUUUUAUCUGGAAAGGUUUGUUAGAGUCUUGUAAAGUCCAAAUAUAUUUUGAUAGUUCCUAUAGCAACAUUAGCAAAAAAUGUAAUCUUUGUGUUUAUGAAAAGUUGAUCAUCAUUUGUAAAAAAGAGCUUUGUAGCCUAAACAGGCGAAACGAACUAGCGAGUUCAUGCCCCCACAGAAACAGAUAUGUACUUCAGAACUAGAGUAACGUAACUAAGACACAAUCCAUCUGUUACCUAGAUACUAUCUCUUAACGCAUCCCUAUAUUUACUGCCAGCUUUUAAUUUUAACGGUCAAUCGUUGAAGUUGCCUGAUGAGUGUGGUCCUACAAUUUCGGACCAUACGAAACAGCACUGUCGCAAUAAACGAUCAAUGAUUACUCCUGAAGCCUGAACUCCUGUGAUAUAUAUAUAUAUAUAUAUAUGCAUGUAUAUAUUACUAUUUUUUUCAUACUACAAAAACUACUUAUACCUACCUGUUCGCCAUAGAGCCUUUAAAGCUCAGUGGUUAGAGCGUCUGAAUUAGAACUCGGAGGGUAGUGAGUUCGAUUCUCACCUGGAGCUCGUAAUUUUUUCUAAGCUUUCUGGUCUUAGAAUAGGUCAUUUCCGAGUUCCACUGUAUCAAAACAAGGGUAAAAGCUCAGCCUUUGAUAUGGAAAUGUUUUUCAUUCUCUUGCAAAUAAUACUCAUUUUCACAAGAAAGGUUCUGCAAUUGGCCUCAUUCUGAAACUGAGAGUUUUUGGAACUUGGAAGUGGCCUAUUAUUCUUCUUCCAAGUAUAUUCGUUAAGAUCACGGCUUAACUGACAGACGACCAAUAACAUUGCGACUUAAUUGUGCAAUCAGGUCAAUAACCAGAGUUUAAUACCAUCAACUGACGUGAAACAACUCGCUUUGACUCUGAAAAUGACUACCGCAUAGGCAUUGUAUUCAUUCAUUUCAAUCGUCGUUUGCAUGGAACUUACUGAAUUUGCUUUGCAUUGGAAGGCUGCAGGAGUAAGGAGAAUAGCCAUUGGCAUUGGAAAUGAGAUCAAUAAAGGUGAACUUGUACAAAUUGCUGGUAACCAACAGGAUGUCAUUCAAGUAAAUUCGUACGGAGACUUAAUCAAAAAACUGGAAGAUAUCAUGAAACUGGCAUGUGAGGAUCAAGUUCUGGGUAGGUAAAAUAUUAUACAACUACUACCCUUACAUACCAAUCCUGAGGAGGGGGUAGUGCCUUUUUUUACAGUGUGUCGGGGGUCUUUCGAGUGCAUUUGACAAUUCUGUCGUGAAUUCAGUAAGAAAAAUUAUUUUCUUCCUACCAAUAAUCCAGUUCUACCUGCCAAGAAACACCGAUAAGCCACAUUUCGUCGUUGUUUUGGUAUUUGUAGGUAAAGCUCAUUCAUUCGUCCUUAAAAUGUCGUCUCUGGAAAUUUUUGCGAAACGGGACGCCAUAUUGACCCCCGUGCUCAAACAGUGGAUAGCCAGGGGUAUUCUGAGUUUGAUUUAAGGGAGCCAAUUAAAUUUCUAUCCGAUGUCUGGGUUUAUUUGCCAGAGAUCUGAGUCCGGUAUUAAAUAAAUCAUUUUUUGUUAGUUUAAAGAUUACUUGUCCAUUUCUCUUAGAUCUUUGAGGAGACCUGGUUUUUUUUUCCUGUUAGGAUCCUGCGGUGCCUGGGGUCCCUGGGGAACUUGCAGUAAGACCUGUGGAUCUGGAUUCAAGGUUCGCAGAAGACAAUGUCCGAGAAACAGUCUACACUUAAAAGAACAAAAAUUAAGCUGCAAUACAAAUCUGUGCCCAGGACAAGGUAAAAGAUAACGAAUAUUUUAAAAAUAUCCUUAUAUGAUAGAAGUUGUGAAGAUUUAUAUUCUGACCUCCCUUUUUGUGUAGAAUUUGGUAAAUUUGGCGUAUUUACAUCAGACUCCUUAGGGAGCUUUAGCAACGACGACGGCGACGGCAACGAGUGACGUCAAAAAAGCAAUAGAUUUACUACGCAAAACAACAAGUUUGCUCGUGCAUCACGCGUUUUUGUACAUUUCUUUACCGUCCUUGCACGAUUACAACGUGAAAAUGCCUAAUUGCAAGUUUCAUGGAGGACGUAAACAAGCGACGACGAAUCUCUUUUUCUCUCUUUAAACUUGCGUGCGGUCCUCAAGAAAUCAACUCCAGGGAAAUUCGCCUAACUAGCGAUUUUCAGCAAAUUGGAAUAAUCGCGACAAAGAUUGAAGAAACGGGAAUUCAUUUUAGAACUAACGUUUUCGCUGCCGUUGCCGUCGUCGAUGCUAAAGCUCCUUAUUACAACGGGGAAAGGGGAGCGGGGAACGAGAACUGGGAAAGGGAAAAUAAGAAAAUGGGAACAAAACCUAACUUGAACGCUAGUCCUAUCAGUAACUUCGUCCCAGUUCUCUGCUUUGUUCCCAUUUUUCAUCUUCCAGUUGCCCGUGCUCGUUCCCAGCCCCCUGUUCCCUGUUUUAUUAGCAUCCAUCUACAAAAGGCAAGUUAAAGACAAGGUUUACUUUAUUUAUGCAUGGUUAAAAAGAAAUAGUUUAAAACGUUUAAAACCAAAUUACAUUUUUACUGACCAUUGCUAAUUUAUAAUAUUAAAAUUUUUCAGUUAUUACAUACAAAAAAACAUGUUUUCCAUGCGGCAUGCCGUGCCUUUCUUGAUAUUGUAGUAAUUGUUCAAAACGUCGACCAUUUAUUCGAAACGAACUGUUUGAUCUCUUUAAAAACCCAAUGUGUAAUGUGUCGUUCCCGGGAUAGUGACGUGGCUAUAUUGAUAUUCAUUUCGCUGCCCUUUCAAAUAUAUUUCCUCCUUCCGCUUAGAUUCUACAGAAAUUGGCCGUAAAGAACGGUUAACAAUAGGUGUUUAAACAAUCCUGUUUUCUCUUUUAACAACAUAAAGCACCCUGCAAAGACAAUCGUGCAGACUGUCCGUCUCUUGCGGCGGCCGGAAAGUGUUGGAAACAAGCUAUAGGGCAAAAGUUCCAUCAAACAUUCACCCUGUGGAAUCAAUGCAAGAAAAGUUGUCGCAGAUGUAACGGUAAGAAGAGAAAAAAAGUGUCGUAAAAUAUAGUGUUUUUAAAUAAUGUCUUGGACCAACAAGUAGCAGGAACAACGGCACACAUAGAUCACCAUCCGUAACAGCCUUGGGACAGUUCUACCGUUGUGUUCAGAAGAUCACCUAAUACAAAUGUAUGAUAGUCACUUUCUGGCGGGAGCUAUUUACACGCAAUCUCCAUUCUAAACAGAGAGAACUGGAAUAAGAAGAAACCUAGUAAAGCUGUAUUCAUACUAAACCUCAGUUCUGAAUAACUACUUCCGUCCGGCAGUGGAUCCCAGCCCUCGCCGAUACGGAUUUACUUCCGUCACGUCCGUGUACCUGUUCAUAGAGUACAGUCCGGUACAGUUUUGUUUUGACGAAAUAGUUCUUUUUUAAAGUGAAUUAAUUGUAAAUAGGAUUUUAAUAGUUAGCAUUGUUAUCAAUAAAAUAUGUUCGAACCAGUACAGUUUAACCCUCUAAUCAGUUAUCUUGUUACCAAGGCGUUGAAUUGGCGACCACACGGUCAACCAAUGCAGCGAAACCAAUCUUAUCUUGCGUACACCUCUUUGCUUGUUCAAUAGAGACGUUUAGUAGUUUUGCAAUAUUUGUCCAAGGGUUCCGUUGUGUGACAAUCCGAUAUGUGACGAUCCACUUUCAAGCUCGGCGCAGUGCUGGUUCACUCCUUUACAGAAUUUGCGCGGAAAUCACCGUUCUUGUCUUUGAACAGAAGCCCUAUGCGGUAUGGUUUUCGAGUCGGGGCUCGAGCUAUAUUGUAUAGUAUGAGAAUGGGCCGAUCUCCACCUAUUCCAAACAAAGUUUGUGAUUUUUUGUGCAAACAAUAGGGGUGGUGACAUAACAAUGCCCCUAUCCUUGAAAAUAAUAGGUGGUGCAGGUUAUAGGAACCAAUGAAGUAAGAGGCUUCGAUGUGUGCAGGUCAAUCGGUGAACAUAGCCUAAGGCUGAGCGCAGUGUGUUCAGUAAAGAGUGUUAUCAUAACACUCUUUGUUACCAGGGGUAAUUUUUCGUUUCUUUUUGCUAGUGGAUUCUAAAUGCCAGGAUAAUGAUCCAUAUCAAUGUCCUUGGCUGGCUGCUCAAGACCGACGCUGGUGUCGACGCAUGAAAAGUAAGAAACUGUGA